CACACGCACAGGAUUGCUUGCAUGCCUCAUCUCUCUUCAGAUUGGCACCGAACAUGUGACCCUGCUGUGUGUAUCAAGUGUUUGUGUGUGUUUUGAAGAAUGUAUUUUCGCUGCGAGAUCGAGGGAAUGUUUAUGAACGCCUGACAGCGUUCUGAAAGCCUUACAAACUCGUUUUUCUACCUAUCAGUUUAGUUUGACGUGGAUUGCACGGUGUGGGACUUUUUUUUUUUUUUUUGCUCAGUGUAAAUGGUUGAAGAUCAUGUGUCUAUCUGAGAACACUCGAGCCGGACUGAUGGUUGUUGAGGAUUUGCAUUGCACCUUUUCCAUACAGGAAAACAUCCCUGAUGCCAAUCUUUAUUAUUUCCAUUGCUUCCUGCAGGCACACUCCGCACUUUGUUUCGCUUGUAGAUUGGACACACGCUUUGAGAUCGGAAAUUAAGUCAUUUGGUACUUUAAAAAAUAAAUUCAUUAAUUCAUUUAUUUUUUGCUUCAGCCUGACAGCCUGCUUGGAUCAGAAUGGGGGUGAAAGAUCGGCCUCAGUGCUACUUUGAUGUAGAAAUCAACAGAGAACCAGUUGGACGCAUUGUCUUUCAACUGUUCUCCGAUGUUUGUCCCAAGACAAGCAAAAAUUUCCUCUGUCUCUGUACCGGUGAAAAGGGCGUUGGUAAAACCACAGGGAAAAAAUUGUGCUAUAAAGGUUCUGUAUUCCAUCGAGUAGUUAAGAACUUCAUGAUUCAAGGAGGAGAUUUCAUUGAAGGCAAUGGAAGAGGAGGAGAGUCCAUAUUCGGAGGCUACUUUCAAGAUGAGAACUUUAUUCUCAAACACGACAGAGCCUUCCUCUUGUCAAUGGCCAACCGAGGCAAGAACACCAACGGCUCCCAGUUUUUCAUAACUACGAAGACGGCGCCACAUCUGGAUGGCGUUCAUGUCGUGUUCGGGUUGGUCAUCUCUGGGUUCGAAGUGAUAAAGAAAAUCGAGGGGCUGAAGACCGACACUGCCAGCAGACCCUACGCUGAUGUCAGAGUGAUUGACUGCGGGCAGCUGAUUACAAAAUCUGCUAAAGAUGUACUUGAAGGAAGGAAGAGGAAAACCUUCUAUUCUGAAGAUGACUCUCAGAGCUCUUCGGAGUCACCGCUCUCCUCUUUGGAGUCUGGAGAAGAAUCGAAUGAACAGUAUUCACGCCGGCGUAAAAAGACGACAGCAAAGAGCAAGCGUUCAAAGAGGAGAAGAAAAGAAUUCUCGAGGAAAGAGAGACACCAUGAGAAAUCAGUUGUUGAAGUGGGAACCUCUGAGCAAGAAAAGGUAGAGGACCAGAAUCUACAGAAAGAACAUAAUGUAAAGAGGGAGAAGCCUAUGGUGCGCCCAGAGGAGAUCCCUCCUGUGCCAGAGAACCGCUUCCUGCUCCGCAGAGACCUGCCAGCACAGGAAGAGAUAACAAAUGUCACUGUACAGGACACAGCCAAAGUGCUGAAUGACCCCAAGCCAGCUAUCACAAAAUCUGGGCGGAAACUCAAAGGCCGUGGCACAAUGAGAUACCAUACCCCUACUCGUUCGCUAUCCCGUUCUGAGUCUGAGGAGGAAAGAGGAAGCAGCGAGACUCCUCCACACUGGAAAGAGGAGAUGCAAAGAACGAAGAUGUACCAGCCUCCUAGCGUAGAGAGAUGGAGCAAAGGAGAAAGAUUGGAUGACAGAAGUGGCAGCCCCAUGUCAAGGUCCCGAGAAUGCUCUUCAGAUCGGGUCUCUGAUCACUCCAGUCAGCAUCACUAUCACGGGAAAGAAAAGAAAAAGGCCAAACGCAAGAAGAAAGCAAAGAAACGGAAACAUGCAAAAAAACAUAAGAAAAACAAAUACAUAGAGGCCUCGCUUUCAGAAGGAGAGGUGUCCAUGUCAUCCAGCAAAAGAUCAAAACUCUCCAACCAGCCUGAGAGGAGAUCUUAUUCAUGCUCUUGCACUCAUUCUUCUCCACACCAAUCACGCAGGUCAUAUAGGUCAAGGUCAGACAGGAGGAGAUCCACAUCCUCUUCAUCAAGAGAGUCAAGAUCUUACUCUAUGUCAAGAGAUGGAUCCUAUUCCACAAGUCGUUCUAGAUCUGGCAGUAGGUUUAGGUCCUACUCAAGGUCAAGUGAGUCCAGGCAUUCUAUUACACGAUCUAGGUCUAAUUCCCACUCCAGAUCUAGAUACAGGACAAGAUCUACAACCAGAUCUAGGUCCAGGUACAAGUCACAGUCCCCAUAUUACAGAAAAAAAAAGGCAUCAAAGCUUUCCGAGGGCAGUGCACAGAAGGUUAAGAAUCCCGUAUCCACCACUGCUCAAGCUGUAGAACCCAAAGCGCCUCCAUCUAGUGAAAGUGUCCCAGUGCUUCCUUUGAGUGACAGCCCACCACCUUCUCGAUGGAAACCAGGACAAAAGCCUUGGAAGCCAUCUUAUGUUCGCAUUCAGGAGAUAAAAGCAAAGAAAGACUCGCCCUCUCACGCUCUUAUAUGUCGAACUCCAGUCAUGCCACUGGAAACAUCAUCAAAUGUUCAGGGCCAAUUUGAGGAAUCCACGUCUCAUAAGGGCCUCAGCAGUAGCAGCCAGUACAGUGGAAAAACCAAGCGACCUGAAGGCCCCCGAAAAGGUUCGUCCAGGAGCCGAUAUUCUAGCCAUUCAAGAAGCAGAAGCCGCACUAGUUAUCAGUCCGUGUCACCUGGUCAGUACAGCAGGUCUUCCUCGGCUACUUCCUCUAGCAGGUCAGGCUCUUAUUAUUCAUAUAGAAGAACAUCCUCAGAAAGAAAAGAAAAACAUCGUAGUGCUCACCGAAGGGACCAUAAGAGGACCAAGAAUGUGAUAUGUAUCCCUGUCAAAGAAGAUGCAUCUGCCUCCCAUUCAGAUGAUGAAACUGACUCCACACAGGGUCCUAUUGAGAAACGCAUUAUUUCAAGGGAUCAGGUUGCACUUGAUGCUGUGCCAGAUUUUCAGAACAAGACAGAAAAUAAACUGAAAACUAACAAUGCUGCAGUAGUGGCUGGCACCAGCGGUAAAUCUGGAUCUGGAUGGGAAAGUGAUGGCGAACAUUUCACUAAGCUGGCAUCUGCUGAUGAAAGUAAACCACCUCGAAUUUCUGUUAGAGGGGAAAGUGAACUUUCUGAAAUCAAAAAGAUUUCGGCUCAUUGCUGGGACUCUGAAAGUGAGUCUGAAGUGCCAGGAGCGAAGAAUGUCCAAAGUGAAAAUAAAGCUUCAUCAGAAAAGGAAGAGGGGGAAGCCAGUUCAGAAUCUGAAAGUCAAGAACUUUCUAGGCUCUCCAGUAAACCAGACCAUCUCUCCAAGGAUUCAGAAGAAUUUCAAAACGAUUCCGGUGAUUGCAAAAAAAGCGAAAAGCCCAAAAGCAAGAAGGCCAAGCGUAAACACAAGCAUAAGAGGAGAAAUUCUGACCGCGCUGGCUCAAAAAGAGUGAAGUCAAAAACAAAAAGGUCUAAGAAGAAACACCAGAAACCCAAGGAGACAUUUCAUUGGCAGCCUCCACUUGAGUUUGGUGAUGAAGGUGAGGAGGAUGAUUCACUUGCUCAAGGGAAAAAUACUGAUCCUGCACAGCAAAUUGCUAAAAAUGAAGGAUUUACAGAACUGGUAAAGAGCACAAAGCUGAAAUCUCAACGUGCUGAAAGCAAGAACUUCUCCCAAAUAAUUCGUGAUUCAUCACAAGAAAGUUGCUCAGCCACAGAGAUCUCCAAAAGUGGUGAUGAGUCGACAAACUUGGGGAAAAAACAGCAAUUAAAGCUGAAUAGCGAAGCAGCAAAGAAAAGUCCAGCAAAAAAACAACAGUCAAGUGUUAAUGUGAUACAUGCCAAAGACAAAGCAAAAGAACAAGACGAUAUGGAAAUAUGUACUCCAGAGCACAACGCAGACACCAACACUGAACCACCUGAACCUGGUGUAAUUGACCGUUCAGCAAAAAAAGAUAUUGUCAAGAACGGCGAACAACUUCUGCUACCUCAGGUCGAUCAAAAGGCCUCAGAAUCAGGUCCAUCUUUCUUAAAUCCUGCCAAUCAAGCUGAGGAAACUGCACCUGGAGGUGUUGGGGUACCAGGCGAUCCCAAAUGGAAACCUUUGAAAGGUAUGACUGUCGUGACAGCGGUCAGUGCAGCACCUCUGGAAAUCAAAUUGAACAGAGCACAAGAACUGGAAGAAGGUAAAGUUCAAGGCCUCAAGAUUAAGAUCAAAAGCAAAAACAGGGUGCGACCGGGAUCCCUGUUUGACGAGGUGCGGAAGACAGCUCGGCUAAACCAGCGUCCCAGAAACCAGGACAGUUCCAGUGAAGAGGAUUUACCUGCUGCAACCGGAGAGCAGGCCGAAUCCCAGAAGAACUCGCAAAGCAAGUCUCGCUCGGUGUCCAGUUCCAGGCUCCGACAUAGAGACAGGUCUCGGUCAUACACCUACUCCAGGAGCAGGUCCAGAAGCUCUAGCUUUUCUUCGAGGAGCUACAGUCGAAGUAGAAGCAGACGGAGCUACAGUAGAGAACGUUCAAGAUCUCUAACUAGUAGUUACCAUAGCUAUCGCAGUCGCACAUACAGCCGAAGUCGUUCCAGAAGUUGGUCCAGAGGACGUCAUAGGUCAAGAUCGUACACUUAUGACAGCUGCUCAAGCCGUAGGAGCAGUCAUAGCAGAAGGCGGCGACACAGACGAAGUGAAAGUUAUGAUCGCAGGUCCAGAUCAUAUCGUUCCUACAGUCGCAGUUCAUCAAGGCAUAGAAGUCGUAGCAGUCGAUACAGCUGAGACCACUUUAGCGAGAUUUCCUCUUGCUUUUUUCUGUCCACUUGUUAUUGAAGCUGGACCCGAGCCUCAUUGAUCUUCUUUUCUUGUCCAUAAAGAUUGUUUCUUUCAAGUCAGGUGAUAUGAACCUCUUCGACCUGUAAAUGUAUUACUGUUGUACUGUAUUCUGUAUACUGUUUAACUGUUGUGGGUUUUUUUGUUUUUAAAGCAGUUUAUUUUUAUUUUCCAAAAUGACCUAUAUGAAUGUAUGAGAGCUAUUUUAUGUGGCCCUGUUUUGGUUUUGUAUGGAGUUUUUAUUUAGUUCUAACAAGAAGAUCAAGCCGGUUCAGAAUGGAUGUAAUACGUUCACACGAUUUCAAAUGACGAGACCUCAGAUGCCGUAAAAGUGGGUUUUAGCACAAUAUGACGGUGUUUUAAAUCCAGUGGGGUUUUUUUUGUACCGUAAAUUCCGGACUAUUAAACUAACUAAAUUGAACUAAUGAACUUUACACAGGCUUUAACGAAAGACAGUGUCUGUUACACGGCUUGUAUCUAAACAGUAGCCUACCA
This is a messenger RNA of Silurus meridionalis, 5295 nucleotides long. RefSeq names its product natural killer cell triggering receptor (gene nktr). Gene Ontology annotation, biological process: protein peptidyl-prolyl isomerization; protein folding. Gene Ontology annotation, cellular component: nucleus. Gene Ontology annotation, molecular function: peptidyl-prolyl cis-trans isomerase activity. The coding region runs from base 517 to 4749 and encodes 1410 amino acids. NCBI's taxonomy places the organism in Eukaryota, Metazoa, Chordata, Actinopteri, Siluriformes, Siluridae. The transcript has 16 exons. The record is from RefSeq and is a predicted model, not a curated record.